This is a messenger RNA of Maniola jurtina (meadow brown), 1203 nucleotides long. Its product is annotated as lipase member K-like. Gene Ontology annotation, molecular function: hydrolase activity, acting on ester bonds. The record is from RefSeq and is a predicted model, not a curated record. Gene Ontology annotation, biological process: lipid metabolic process. Lineage: Eukaryota; Metazoa; Arthropoda; Insecta; Lepidoptera; Nymphalidae. The transcript has a single exon. The coding region runs from base 1 to 1203 and encodes 400 amino acids.
AUGUCAGCGCUGUCGUACUCCCGGCUGCGCGGCGCGGCGCUGUGCGCGCUGCUCGCCGCCGCGCUGUGCCCCGCGGGGCCGCAGCGGAACAACUUCACCAGCGUCGCGGCGCGCCACGGGUACUCCGCCGAGGAGCACACCGUGCCGACGGAGGACGGCUACCUGCUCACCGUGUUCCGCGUGCGGCGCGGCCGGCGCUGCGGCGCGCGCGCGCGGCGCACGCCGGUGUACCUGAUGACCGGCGUGCUGCUUAGCGCGGAGGCGUGGCUGGCGGCCGGGCCGCGAGCCGGGCUCGCCUUCCUGCUGCCCGACGCCUGCUACGACACGUGGGUCGGCAGCGUGCGCGGAGCCGCGCUCGCCUCGCGCCACCGCAGCCUCGACCCGAGCGCGGACGAGGCCUUCUGGCGGUUCUCGGCGGACAAGAUCGCGCGCUACGACGUCCCAGCCGCGGUCGACUACAUCCUCGCGGCGACCGGCGCGGAGAAGCUGAACUACGUGGGCUUCUCUCAGGGCGCCAGCGUCGCGUUCAUGAUGCUGUCGGAGCGGCCGCAGUACGCGAGCAAGCUCGGCGUGCUGCUCGCCGCCGCGCCGCCCGUCGCGCUGGCGCACAUCACGUCCCCGUUCGGCCGGCUGCUGGAGAUCAGCGCGCAGCUGGAGGCCGCGCUGAGCGCGCUCGGCGUGUACGAAGUGUCGUGGAUCGCGUCCGCGGUGCGCGCGCUGGCCGGACGGUUCUGCAGGUUUCGCUUGUUCCGGGACGGCCCGUGUAGAGCUGCGCUCGAAUGGUUCGACGCGCCGCACCCCGGCUCCGUGGCGGCGGAGACGAUCGAAGCCCUGUUCGAACACUUCCCCGACGGAACCUCUGUGCGCACGCUGGCCAGGUACGGACAGGCGAUCGGGUCUGGGCUAUUUCAAAAGUAUGACUUCGGUGAGCGAGAAAACCUGAAGAGGUACGGCAGCGCGCGCCCCCCCGCGUACGAGCUGGGCGCGGUGAGGGUGCCCACGGUGCUGCUGCAGGGGCGCGGCGACACCAUCGUGCCGGCGGCGGACUCGCGCUGGCUGGCGGCGCGGCUGCCCGACCUGCGCGAGCUGUACGUCGUAGACGAUCCGGCUUGGAACCAUUUCGACGUAGUUUUCAGCAGAAAUAUAAAUGACACUUUGUAUCCAAAAAUUAACCAGUACUUAUCCCAAUACAGCACGCCUUAA